AUGGCUUUCACCGCUCUCCUCUCUACUAUCGCUCUCGCAACCGUUGCCAGCGCCGCCAUCACCAGGCGCGUCACCUGCGCCGAUGGCAGCAUGACGGCCAACGAGGCAUGCUGCGUGCUCUUUCCCAUUCUCCAGGAUAUUCAGACGAACCUGUUCGACGGCGGCGAGUGCGGCGAAGAAGUCCACGAGUCUCUUCGUCUCACCUUCCACGACGCCAUCGGUAUCUCCAGGGCCAACGCUUCAGUCGGUACUGGCGCGGACGGAUCGUUCAUACUGUUCGAGGACACGGAAACUAACUUUCACGCAAAUCUCGGCACGGACGAGAUCGUGAAUGAGCAGAAGCCCUUCGUCGCCGCCCACCCCGAGAUCUCGGCCGCAGACUUCAUCCAGUUCGCUGGCGCAGUCGGUGUUUCGAACUGCCCUGGUGCACCCCGCUUGCAGUUCCUCCUCGGUCGCAAGGACGCCACCCACCCCGCAGCUGACAAGACCGUCCCGGAGCCGUUCGACACCGUCGACAGCAUUCUAGCGCGUUUCGAUGAUGCCGGAGGCUUCACUCCGGCCGAGGUCGUCGCUCUCCUCGCCUCGCACACCGUCGCAGCAGCCGACCACGUCGACCCGUCCAUCCCCGGCACGCCCUUCGACUCGACGCCCUUUGUCUUUGACACCCAGUUCUUCGUCGAGACGCAACUCCGUGGCACGCUGUUCCCCGGUACCGGUGGCAACCAGGGCGAGGUCGAGUCCCCAUUACGCGGCGAGAUCCGUCUGCAGUCCGACUCUGAGCUUGCACGCGACGAGCGCACGGCAUGCUUCUGGCAGGCGAACGUCAACUCGCAACAGCACAUGAUGAGCUCGUUCGCGGCGGCGAUGGCCAAGCUUGCUGUGCUCGGCCAGGACACCGGCUCGAUGGUGGAUUGCUCGGAUGUCAUUCCCGUGCCCAAGCCGUUCACCGGCUCCGCGACGUUCCCCGCUGGUCUGUCCAACGCCGAUGUUGAGCAGGCCUGCGCUACCUCCGCCUUCCCCACCCUGAAGACCGACCCCGGCCCGGCUACCUCGGUGGCCCCUGUCCCUCCCUCGUAA
Molecule: messenger RNA, 1077 nt
Organism: Peniophora sp. CBMAI 1063
Lineage: Eukaryota; Fungi; Basidiomycota; Agaricomycetes; Russulales; Peniophoraceae
Source: the annotation of a GenBank genome assembly